CAAACAGUACCUGCAAUACUAAGAAAGCUUUCUAGUUUGAGACACAGAGACAAGGCUAAUUCCGUCUUUACUUGCUCGGCGUCGCACAAAACGUUUGCGAGUACCCAUCCCCUGUCACUCCUGAAUACACGUAGCGUGCCAACACGUAGGGAUGACUGCUGUGCUUCCAUCGGACCAAUCGGGUGAAGCCCUGACGGAGGAGGAGUGCAUUCGACGGGAGCAAAAGAAAAAGCGCAAUCAAAGGUCCAGAAUGCAGCAAAAGCGUCGAGAGGAGCGAAGAGCCGCUGCUUCUGGGGCCAUUGCUGCUGAUGGUGCUGGUGCUGAGAAGGACGUGAAUGCUGCGUGGGCUGGAUACGCUGUGGAGGCGGAGGCGGCAACCGGAGAUGCGAGUAGGCACGAGGAGCCUGCUGACGCUGUUCCGCCUGAAGUUAGGCGAGGCGCAGAGGCAGAGGAGCAGGCACGGAUUGCGCUGGCUAAGAAGAAACGGAAUGAACGCACGAGGCAGCAGAAGAAACGGCGGCAGGCUGCAGCAGCCGCGGCUGCAGCAGCCGCAGCAGCGGCAGCCGGCGUUGUGUUGGAUGAUGAGCAAGAGGAGCAACCGCAGCCGAGCGGCGUCGCGGCUGCGGAGCUGGACCCGGAGGAGCAGGCGCGCAUUGCCCUGGCUAAGAAAAAGCGGAACCAGCGCACGAGGGCCCAGAAGAAGCGGAAGCAGGCGGCUGCAGCGGCAGCAGAAGGCGCAGAGGGCCCGGCACAGCAGCCCAGCGCUGACGUGCCUGAUGCUUCAGUGGCGGCGCCGGCAGCGGCAGAGGUAGCGCGCAGCGAUGGUGGUGCGGAGGAGCAAGCGUAUGCUGCAGCUACUGUGGCCAAGGAGGGGCGCAGCGGGCGACGCAGCCAGCAGAAGAGGGGGCAGAAAGAGGGCGCAGCGGCGGCAGCUGCAGCCCCGGUGGAGGCGGUAGCAAGUGAGGCGGUAGCUGCUGCUGCAGUCAACGGGGCAGAGGUUGCGAAGCAAGGAGAGCAGCUCACCGGUACUGCGGACGUAGACGCAGAGCAGCUGGCCCGGAUUGCACUGGCUAAGAAGAAGAGGAAUCAGCGCACACGCAUGCAAAGGCAGCGGAAGGCAGCAGCGGCGGCUGCGGCUGUAGCCGGAGGAGCUGCGGCGUCAGCUGUGGAGCAAAGUCAAAAUGCGCAGGCUUCGAGUGGUCCUGCCGGUCCGGAUUCUGGCGUAGCAGCAGAGGAUCUGGUGAGCGGCGUCGCGGAUGCGGAGUUGGACCCGGAGGAGCAGGCGCGCAUUGCCCUGGCUAAGAAGAAGCGGAACCAGCGCACGAGGGCGCAGAAGAAGCGGAAGCAGGCGGCUGCUGCAGCAGCUGCUGAUACGUCGCUGCUCCCACCGGAGCAUGAGGAGCAGCAGCAGUGAAGAGCGCCGCGCGGGUUGUGAGAUUGGGGGCCAGGGUCGCAGGCUGGCAUGCAGGUUGGGGCCGUGGGAGGUGCUUGCAGGAGGUGCUAUCAGGGCUGAACAGCGGGCUGCGGGGGGUUGCGGGGGCUUGGACUGUCUGGCAGGUGCGUGAUGGCAUGUCGCUUCGGAGGGUGGACUUGGAGGGUGGCUGCAAGCGCUUGGUGGGUUUGGAGUCGUUAGAUUCGUCCGGACCGCUUACCGGUACACACGUUUUGGGCAAGGGCAAGACAAGGGCAAUGUGCAGGAUGUUGGCUAAUCAGGCAACAUUCAUGUUGUGAUGCCCUAACCGUUCUUGUUGUCUAAACCAAGGUGGCUGCUGCCGCAUGAACCGUUUAUUACCAACACUUUUGUGCGUGCAUUGUUGAUUAUGACCGCGACACAUGUCCGGAAGCAUGCCGUAGGUGAUCCCGGCAUUGUACGUCCGGCAUAGUAGUAAUACCGGUAGUACGGCGCUACUCUCAUUCGGCAAAGGGAAUUGGAUACUUCAAGGCUGGAUACUUCAAGGUUGUGAAGAUCGCCG
Molecule: messenger RNA, 1973 nt
Organism: Astrephomene gubernaculifera
Lineage: Eukaryota; Viridiplantae; Chlorophyta; Chlorophyceae; Chlamydomonadales; Astrephomenaceae
Source: the annotation of a GenBank genome assembly